This is a messenger RNA of Mytilus californianus (California mussel), 3635 nucleotides long. RefSeq names its product protein Wnt-16-like. Gene Ontology annotation, biological process: canonical Wnt signaling pathway; neuron differentiation; cell fate commitment. The transcript is spliced from 4 exons. Gene Ontology annotation, cellular component: extracellular region. The record is from RefSeq and is a predicted model, not a curated record. Bases 154 to 1251 code for a protein of 365 amino acids. Lineage: Eukaryota; Metazoa; Mollusca; Bivalvia; Mytilida; Mytilidae. Gene Ontology annotation, molecular function: cytokine activity; frizzled binding.
AAUAAAGCGAUAAAAAGCAAAUGAAUAAUAUAACACUUUACAACGCGUUUGUUGUAAAGUUCAUCAGUUGUCACUUAGAUCCUCAUCCAAAUGAAUUUAAAUUUGACUCACCUGGAUUUUUCUCCAGCGCAAAACUUUUUCAACACUUAAAAAAUGGAUUUUAAUAUUUUGUGUAGUGAUAAAACUUGGAUUAAACUCUUUUUUCUUCUCUGGAUUUUUGCCUCAUCUGUUACAAACGGGAAUUGGAUGUAUCUUGGAAUGUCAUCAGUAGCAGUAGAUACACAAACUGAAAAAUGUAACACAGUUCCUGGGCUUGUUUUAGAACAAUUAGAUUUAUGUCAAAGAAAUCCUGAAUCUCUCCUAUGUGUAAGUGAAGGAGCAAGGCAAGCUAUUCAUGAAUGCCAGAACCAGUUUAGAUUUGAACGCUGGAACUGUACAACAAGCCAGAAUUACAGUGUGUUUGGUCCCAUAAUGACAAAAGGAACCAGAGAGACUGCUUUCAUCUAUUCCAUAUUAAGUGCUGGUGUGACUGAUUCUGUAACCAGAGCUUGUAGUGCCGGUAACCUUACAGACUGUGUAUGUGAUCCUACCAAUGAUGGCAAGAAUUCUGUAGAAGGAUGGGUGUGGGGCGGAUGCAGUGACAAUGUACAGUAUGGACUAGAAUUUAGCCGCAAGUUUGUUGAUGCACCGGAAGUGCUUAAACAUCAAGAUACGCAAAGUAUAAGAAAUAAAAUGAAUAUUCAUAACAACGAAGUAGGCCGACGGACUGUGAGAGAUAUGAUGAGGCUUCGAUGUCGUUGCCAUGGUGUUUCUGGGUCAUGUGAAAUUCAAACAUGUUGGAAGAGCUUACCAAAAUUUAGCACUGUUGGAGCGAAACUGAAAGAAAAAUACGAAAUUUCAGUGAGAAUAGCUGGUAGAUCGAAAAGAAAGCUUAGACCAAAAACACCAAAACGUCAUAGACAAGCCCGAAUCGGACGUAAGAAAAGAUUAUCAAAAGACGAUAUGGUAUUUGUCCAUAAAUCUCCAAACUUUUGUACGCCAAAUCCUAUAAAAGGUAUUUUAGGUACUGAGGGUCGCCUUUGUAAUAGAACAGGUUCAGGACCCGAAAGUUGUGAUUUGUUAUGUUGUGGUCGGGGAUAUAAUACUCAGGUUGUGAGACUAACAGAUAGAUGUCAAUGUAGAUUUAUUUGGUGUUGUUAUGUUGACUGUAAAACUUGUGAGACCUUGUUUGAUAGACAUACCUGUAAAUAAAAUAUAGGACUGGCAGUUCGAAUGAAAGUCUGGCGAUUGUUCAUUAUGCAGUUAUUGUAUUGUAUAUAUAGUCCGUUAUUUACGUUGCCAGCCGAAUCAUGGUACUGUUUUAAGUAACCGGAAUAUCAGCUUAGGAUAAUAGACUGCUCAGUAGAAUGAAUAUACGUGAAUGUGUAAGACAAAGUGAAAAUCGAUACAUUUCACGUGCGAAUGUCGAUGGAUAGUAAAUCUAACUGUUUGAACAGUGAUACCUCAUAACAUUUGCUUUGUCAAAUAUGUAAUAAACUUGCAUGCAAAUAUGUACUUUGCAACGUCGAAUAACGUCUCGACCUAAACCUGAAUGAUGCAAUCUGUUUAUGCUUUACAAGUUGGAUGUUAUCAUCUGGAGUAAUACAAACACAACAGUUUUGCUCAUUUCACUUCGAUUUCCCAACUUUGUAGUACGUUGAAAUAGUAGAUUUUGGAGAACCGUGGUACUUGGCUGGAUUGGUCACCGUUUUUUUAAUUCUUGGUUAAUAUUUCCCGGCACCUUUAUCAAAUGUUCUUACGAUGAAUGUUAAAUCAUUUUUUUUAAAAGAAUAAUACAUUUUGCUCCCACUACCUUACAAUUCAGACUUCUUUGAUAGAAAAAAAGUUUGUCAUUUAUUCACUUUUAAGCUUCAGUAAAAGUGUCGGGGAGGGGGUUAAUACACGGAUGCUGUCUCUGUUUUGUGAAAACGGAUCUUAUUUUCAAAGAAGCAAGCUUAAGUAUCUACCUCGGUAUUUUUUUUUUAUACAUACCCGGUUUUAUAAUCAGCAAUGCUAUAAGAGAGGCGGGAAAUUUAACCAAAGAAGAAAAAGGGAGAGGUCAAACCAGUCAGCAAGUACUUUUAAGAUGGAGAAGCGGUGAAAUAAAAAGGAUUUUUUUUCACAAUCAACGUACAUGAUUAGAAUGUAAGAACCACUUUUGCACAUAGAAAAAACAUUAAACUAAUCACGCAACUGUGCAAGACAUGGUAAUUUAUUCCUUUUACAUUUGUUACUGUCUUAAUUUGAGAGUUAUCCCCCCCCCCUUUUCAGUAUAGACUAAUCAGAUUUAUUUAUUUCUUUUAAGAUCUGAUGUAAAUUCAGGAUUCUAGAUAUCUUUGAAGAGACGAUAAUAUAUCACAUAAAAAGAUAUAGUAUUAAACUAUAAUAGUAAAUUGAUGAUUUUUUUUUCAAAUUGUUGUACUUAAAUUAGAAUACCUUUCGUAAAAUAUGAGUUUAAGAGAAAAGAUUUUAAGGUUGCCACAGUUCUUCAUAGACAGUUUUUUUUCUAUAGUUUUGAUGAUUAAAUAUGUUGUAACAUAUAUUACACCAUCCCUGCAGAAUAGAGCUACUCGAAACAAUUGUUAUUUAUUGUUGCAGUAAACAAAGAAUUUUUGGCAAACUUUACAAGUUUCAAGGGCGUCAUUAUUUAUACGGGGUUAAACAAAAACUAUAUCCCAAGUGUUAACUUACAUAACUAAUAAAAAUAACAUCUUUAGUUAUGAUCAAAUUGAAAAAAAGGAUUUUAUUGUGUUGUUUAGAAUCCUCGUGAUCAUAACAGUGCAUAUUUUCAAUCGGGAUUUGAGAAAGUAUAAAAUUGACAGAAUUAUAACUCUCCUUGAAUGUCGCAAUACUAUUACAAUUAUAUCAACACCAUGUGCUUGACAUUUAUGGGAAAAUCAUCUUUAAAUUCUGAUCAUUAUUUAGAAGUUUUGCCUUGUAUACAUGUAUGUUUAUGUUGUUUUGUUUUUUCACUGUCAUUUUACAUAGUGCAUUCCUUCAUUAUCAUUGUAUUUUAUACAUGUUUAGUUUUUGUUAAGUUAUUUUGUAAAAAAAAAUAAUAGUAAAGUUUUAUCUAUGAAAGAAGUUUUUUUAUUUGUAAAGUGUAAUAAAACAGUGAAAUUCUAUAUACUGUUUAAUAAUGUAAGAGGAUUUGUCCAAAACCUUUGUCACUAUAUCAAAGCACGACAAGACGUGUGAGACAUUGUAACGAAACAUUUUGGUUUACGAGUUCCAUUUUAUGUAUUAUUCGAAUACGAUUCGAUAAAUGAAAGAGAAAAAAAACAUAGCGGAAACAGGCGAUCGAAAUUUUGUUUAAAAACUUGUGUGUAAGUAUUUGUUAGUUUGUUGUUUGUAUAUAUAUUUAGAGUUCUUACAGGUUAGAUAUUGCUGAUGUCUGUUAUUGUUUGAAUUAUUCUUGAGUUCAUAGGCGACAGGGCGGUAUUGGUCUCUUAAUUUUUUAGUCAAACAUAUUGAUAAUCAGCAUAAAAUUAAAUAUACUAGAUAUUUACUAAAAAUCAACUUCACUCAUACAGAGGGACCGAUGCUGCAACUCUUUUUCUCGUCAAAACCAUUUUGAUGACGACAAAAAAUGUCUU